AACCAAAAUGCUACAUAUUUCUACCUAUGAUCCUUUUCUUAAUGGUGCUGGUCUUGGUCUUGUUUGGUUACGGGGUCCUAAGCCCCAGAAGCCUAAUGCCAGGAAGCCUGGAACGGGGGUUCUGCAUGGCUUUUAGGGAACCAGACGGUCUGCAGCGUGUCUCAUUGCCAAGGAUGGUCUAUCCCCAGCCAAAGGUGCUGACACCCUGGAAGGACGUCCUUGUCGUGACCCCUUGGCUGGCUCCCAUUGUCUGGGAGGGCACGUUCAACAUCGACAUCCUCAACGAGCAGUUCAGGCUCCAGAACACCACCAUUGGGUUAACUGUGUUUGCCAUCAAAAAAUACGUGACCUUCCUGAAGCUGUUCCUGGAGACGGCGGAGAAGCAUUUCAUGGUGGGCCACCGGGUCCACUACUACGUCUUCACCGACCAGCCGGCUGCGGUGCCGCGCGUGGCGCUGGGGACCGGUCGGCAGCUGUCGGUGCUUGGGGUGCGCGCCUAUAAGCGCUGGCAGGACGUGUCCAUGCGCCGCAUGGAGAUGAUCAGCGACUUCUGCGAGCGGCGCUUCCUCAGCGAGGUGGAUUACCUGGUGUGUGUGGACGUGGACAUGGAGUUCCGUGACCACGUGGGCGUGGAGAUCCUGACUCCACUGUUCGGCACCCUGCACCCUGCCUUCUAUGGAAGCAGCCGGGAGGCCUUCACCUACGAGCGCCGGCCCCAGUCCCAGGCCUACAUCCCCAAGGACGAGGGUGAUUUCUACUACUUGGGGGGGUUCUUCGGGGGGUCGGUGCAGGAGGUGCAGCGGCUCACCAGGGCCUGCCACCAGGCCAUGAUGGUCGACCAGGCCAACGGCAUCGAGGCCGUGUGGCAUGACGAGAGCCACCUGAACAAGUACCUGCUGCGCCACAAACCCACCAAGGUGCUCUCCCCCGAGUACCUGUGGGACCAGCAGCUGCUGGGCUGGCCUGCGGUCCUGAGGAAGCUGAGGUUCGCGGCGGUGCCCAAGAACCACCAGGCGGUCCGGAACCCGUGAGCGGCUGCCAGGGGCUCUGGGAGGGCUGCCGGCAGCCCCCCUCCCGCCCUUGGUUUUAGCGGAACGGGUAAACGCUGCUUCCUUUGUCUGUCCUGUUGCGAGUAACUGAAGCCUAGGUCUCACCCCCACCUCAAAUCACACACACCCCCUUCCCGCCACAGAGACAC
Messenger RNA from Mandrillus leucophaeus (drill), 1198 nucleotides. It is a transcript of the gene ABO, whose product is annotated as ABO blood group (transferase A, alpha 1-3-N-acetylgalactosaminyltransferase; transferase B, alpha 1-3-galactosyltransferase). The transcript has 6 exons. Gene Ontology annotation, cellular component: vesicle; Golgi apparatus; membrane. Lineage: Eukaryota; Metazoa; Chordata; Mammalia; Primates; Cercopithecidae. Bases 27 to 1031 code for a protein of 334 amino acids. Gene Ontology annotation, molecular function: glycoprotein-fucosylgalactoside alpha-N-acetylgalactosaminyltransferase activity. Gene Ontology annotation, biological process: carbohydrate metabolic process. The record is from RefSeq and is a predicted model, not a curated record.